UGGUUUUGUUGUUUCAAUUCAACGGUCAACUGCCUCAAAAAUUUCUUCGAAAGCACAAAUCUGUGCGCUAUUUUGCAGAAACUGUUUUUAUUUGUGAAUUGCACACAUGUAAAGAGAUUAGAUUGCCUAAAUACAUUGAAAAUUGUUAGAUAUAGUAGCGGUAAACUUGUACUUAAAGUGAUUAAACGGUAUUAAAGAAGAAACAUAGCAUAAAUAUGUCCGCAGCCGCGUUGUCCACUUUGGCGACGUUUGACGAUAUUCGUCGUUGCAUACAAGUACUAACCGAUGGCACCGCAGAAGAAGAAUUUCUACGUGUACUACGUUUACAAGAUCAAUUCCGUCAAGAAUGCUUGGAAACUGCCAAGGAAGCUCAACGCAUACAGAAAGAACUGGAUGCUUCGCUCGAAUCAAUGGCAGAUUUAGAAACAAAAUUAUAUCAUGCACGCCGAUUGCUCGAGGUAGAAAACAAGUUGCGACGAGAGGCAGAACAUGAGCGCGACCAAAUGGAAAAGAAAAUAAUAGCAGUAGCGGAUUUGGUUCAAAAAGAUUGCAACAUAAACAAUGAAACAAGAGACAAGCUAGCAUUUCUAAACACUUUGCCACGCAAGCGAAGAUCUAUGAACCGAGUUGUUGAAGAAAAAUACGGCAAUGAUAUCAACUCUACAGGUUCAUUUCUAUCCGACUUGUCUAUUACGCAAUCGGAGGAUGAUUUCCUCGAUAUUCGCCCUUCCGCCGCCUGGCAGAAGCAUCGUCCUUCUUUGCCGAAAAAUCCUAUACCUUGUGUUGGCGGAAAGCGCUCGCGUGUUAGUGGUGGUGGGCUGCCAACAACGCCAUCUGCUUCUUCAAGACGAUCUACUACACGUCGUAGUGGCGUAGGUACACAACAACAUGUGUUAGAUGUGGCACCUGCUGCAGACCGCAUUUGUGCUACUACGAAAGUUACCAUUCCACAAGACGGAAAUGGUGCCAUACGCGCUGAAUCGACCAUUGAAUCUAUGCCGGUUAAGCCAAUUACUGCUACAGUUGCUUUGGACAAAGAAGACAGUCCAGUGGAAGUUGUUUGCACAACACCUACUGGCACACCAUACAAGAAUGCUACUGCUCCACCAAUAACACCGAUGACUGCAAUUAAAUGCCCACCAGCCGUUAAUUUAUGUUCGCCCCAAAUAUCCACCAUGCGUGGCCAGUUGAUGCGUCAACACAAUUUCGCAUCACGUACUUUCAUACGCACCGACACUUGUACACACUGCCAAAAAAAAAUCCGUUUCGGUACAGUUGGUAUGCGCUGCCGGGAUUGUCCAGUUCGUUGUCAUGCAGAUUGUCGUUUGGUACUUACAGUAAGCUGCGUUCCGCAGUCAGGCACACCCACCACCAAGGGUAUGAUGGGAUACAUAAGUGAUUAUGCACCGAGUGUGGCACCGAUGGUACCAGCCCUUAUUGUGCACUGCGUUAACGAAAUUGAAUCGCGCGGGCUCAAUGAGGUCGGUAUAUAUCGUGUGUCGGGUUCGGAGCGUGAGGUAAAGGCGUUGAAGGAGCGUUUCUUGCGUGGCAAACACACACCACACCUGGGCAAUAUUGAUGUGCAUGUGCUGUGCGGUUGUGUCAAAGAUUUUUUGCGUUCACUACGUGAGCCACUUAUACCUACUAAUUUAUGGAUAGAUUUCUGCAAUGCAGUGCAACAGCCCACUGAAGCUGAGAUACAAAGAGACCUUUUUAAGGCAAUUGAUGUUAUGCCGCAAGCAAAUCGCGAUACUUUAGCAUUCUUGAUUUUGCAUUUUCAACGUGUGGCAGAAUGUCGCGAAGUUUUGAUGCCGAUUGAUAAUAUUGCACGUGUAUUUGGUCCAACAAUUGUUGGUUAUUCGUCAGCAGAUCCUGAUCGUCACGCUAUCUUUACAGAAGUAUACAUGCAGUUCACCACCAUGCAAAAUCUGUUGAAGAUCGCUGGUGAUUAUUGGACGCAAUACAUUUCACUGGAAGUAGAUAAGGAGAAUCAUCAAACAAACGGUUCGUCCAAUACAAUUACGCGCACACCGAGUCGCAACAAUAAGGAGUCUCUCUAUUCCCUCUAUGCUACACCAUUUAAAAGCACACUCAAAAAGCGGAAAUUCCACGCCACGCCGCCUUAUCCUAAUAAAAAGUGAAAAAUCUUUAAAGCCAUUUAAAAAAAAAACCGUCGAAAUAUUAAAUAUUGUCAUAAAAUAUUUUGAACACUUUAUAUUCAUACAUAGAUUUUUACAUUUAUUACAAGUUGCGUUUGCAAUUUAUAUUCGUUAGUUUGCUAUCAACACAAUUUAUUUUGAUGGCACACAUUUACACUUCGCAAUGAAUUACAAUUUGAUUAGCAUAUCUUAAGUACCUUGCUUUGAAUUAAAUAUUUUUGAUUAUAAUUUUCAAUCACUUGUCAUAAUAAAUUUAUAUUAUAUGAGUACGACCGCUGUACGUACAUAUAGUAUAUCUAAAUUCCUCGCUUAGAAUCGCAAAGGAAAUGGUCAUGACCCAUACCGUACAUGAGUGGAUACUUAAAAGUAGAAAAGUAAUAUUUUUUUUAUAAUCUUUUACAAAUACGCCUUAAAAUAGGCACUUCUUUUAUGUUUACAAUAAAAAUUCAAAUGUUGAAUAUUUCUGAAGUGAA
This is a messenger RNA of Anastrepha ludens (Mexican fruit fly), 2632 nucleotides long. It is a transcript of the gene tum, whose product is annotated as rac GTPase-activating protein 1. The transcript has 4 exons. Gene Ontology annotation, biological process: signal transduction. The coding region runs from base 216 to 2141 and encodes 641 amino acids. Lineage: Eukaryota; Metazoa; Arthropoda; Insecta; Diptera; Tephritidae. The record is from RefSeq and is a predicted model, not a curated record.